AUGGCGGCUCUAGCCGUUACGGAGUGGGACGAAGCGACUGCAUGGUUUGAAGUGCAGGAAUUAUGUCGUUCUGUCAAACCAUCAGUUGUACUGGCAGAGUUUCGCUCAAGAGGAUGGAGUCUUGAUGACUCAACGACGGAGUCCCAAAGGGACCAUGACGAGUUGCGUAACUUGAUUCGAAAUCUUUCGAGAAGAAACCGCUUGCGUGAAUUCCGUCAAGUACUUGAAGAUCUCAAAGUUGAGCCUAGUCCUCGACCUCACCCGGAAAUGCUGUCAACUCAUUCGGUUCAGAGGUCGCCAGAGAGCUCAUCUUCUUCACUAGAACUAGAUGUGCCGCAUGUUGCUACGUCGGCGGAUCACAGCGACGCUUUUGGAGACGAAAUAGAGCAAUCAAACGCAGAAUCAGCUCUAACGAACCUCGCCGUACUCGUUACAUCCGAAACCAGCAGAAUCGAAGCGUCUGAAGAGUCUAGACAAAUUGCGGCGGCGCUAAGAAAGAAAGGAGAUAGCUUCUACAGUCGCGCACAGCAGCCGCCAUCGAAGGAGGAAAGAACUUCUUUGCUUAGUGCAGCUAAGCGUAUGUAUGUGCAAGCCCUCAAACUACAUGCAGAAGAUCUUGAACUGUACAAACGGACUUUCUACUGUUGCAAUCAACUCGAAGAAUCAGCCGAUGAUGAGGCAUUUUCUUUAUUAUUUAAAGCUCUCUCAUCCGAUCGUCAAGCCAGCUCGGAAGAAAUUUUGAGCAUUUUACAGGACGGCUAUACCUUUACCCGCAAUCGUCGCUGGUUACGCCAGUGUUUUCUUAGAGCCGUGGAACUGGAAGGUAAGCUGCCUUGCUUUGUAGCUGUGAGGUAUAUAUAUGUGAAGUUUCAUUCACAGUUGUUACUUCUUAGCUAUGUGUACACUGGUGGUGCGCAGAAAUUGCACUUUUGUCCUGGUGCUGAUGAUGUUAAAGUGGUUGUGCUUGAAAUGACAAAGAGUAAGAGAUUUGAUGUGGUGGACAUGCUCUUUCUUGGCGGAACGUCAACAAUACCGCGAGAAAAUGGAGGCUUUGCGACUGCAGCUCCGUGCAAAAUACCAAAGUUUCCUCUCGCAAAGUUUAUCAAAUCGAGAUCAAAGUAUUGCACUACUGAUUUGUUAGAACAGCUGCUUUGCUGUGGUGUCCUUCCCAGCGGUCCUCCAGGUAAUCCUCCUGUACAGGCAUGGGAAGCUGGACGAGAUGAUCUUCUAGCCUUGCUCAUAAGGAAUAAUGCAGACCUUUCAGAUCUUCAAACAAAGCUGUUUAGACCACCAAGACCAGACAACAUGCUGCACGGAGCACUAAAACUGGCGCUAAAAAAAGGCGACGUUGAUCAGUUGAAGAGAAUGGUUGCUUUGGCCAAGGAGUCCGGACGUCUAGAAGAUUGGGAAUGUGACAAAAAGGGGGAAACUGUGUACACGAUUGCGUGUGCAAAAACGAAGCGCAGCCAACUUGUUCUCAAGACAAUAAGAUAUCUAGCAGAGAACGUACUUGAUCUGAAUCCAGAAAAACGGAAUAGUUACGGCAAAAGGCCCAUAGACAUUGCAAAAGCACAUCCCAUCAUACACAUCGAUCUGCAACAAUUGCUAGAAAGAGCUACAGAAAAUUACCGAAAAGCACAUCCACGUGUGUAUCAACAUCAAGUUGUGGAACAUGUUUCUGUUGCGCAAGAGGCAGAGAUGUCAACCGAAAAUAAGUCAGAGAUAGAAUGCAAUCUCCUCAGUUCGCCUUCGUCAACUGCACAGGAACCGACAAUGUCUAGUCCUGCAGCUACCGACGUUGACUUGGAGCAAGCAAUGCUGGCCGAAACGGCGAGCAAAGAUAACGCAAAACUUGACAACAAUACUACCACAAACGUGUUAAAAAAUGUUGACGUAGAUGUUCGUAGAAACCCAGCUUCUGUUGAUUCUAGCGAUUCAGCACCAGUACCUGCAUUGCUUGCAGAAAGUCGCAAUUCCGGCACUGAACUCUCAGCAAGACAGUGUACAAAUAGAAAAACUAACAAUGAAGCGUUUGCUUGGGAAGUCGAAUUCCGCAAGGAAGUAAUGGAAAAAUUGCGUGAGCUCAGCAUGCCUGAUCGAAAGGAAGUUCUAGAAGUAAUCAACUGUUUAGCAGACGGAAGUUCAGCCGUAGAGCUUAUGGGAACAGCCUUUCAAAACGGAAUUCACAUACGAAUGGCUUCAAUCACACUAAAAAGUAUUUUUAAACAAGUAAACCUUCUUUGGGAAAAGGCGAUUGCUUUUUCUUCCAGAAGUAAUGAGGCAAAGGCGAUUGCUGUUUCUUCCAGAAGAAAUGACGAAAAGGCGAGUGUUCCACCCAGAAGUAAAGAAGCGUCAAGCCGUCAAAGGACUAGCAUAGACUUUCUACGUCUGUAUGCUGAAAAAAUCCGCAUAUGGGACUUUGCUCGAGAGCAACAGGAGCAAGAUAAAGCUGUUGAAGAGAUUCGUAACUCUAUCAACAGUGGCAAUCAAUGUAAUCCCAGAUUUCUGAAAAAAGUCAGACCCAUGCCAGUCGAUAUAGUUUCGAAUGAAAGUAGUUCAAUUCCAAAAUUUUAUGCAAUUGAACGAGGAGACAAAAACGAUUCUGAGAAGUCCCAAGUAGUAACCGUAUCUCUUCCAAGAAGUGUCAACGAAGAUGACUUCACAACAGAAAAGUUCUACGCAUUUACGUCCGACGUCGCAAAUAGAAUUAAAGGUGAAGAACCUUGUGAUACCAACUGUUUUCCUUUCAUUGUGACUGAUCAGGAGCACGAGGUGAUUCGAACUGAAUGUGAUCAACCCAUACUGGUUCAUGGCAGAAGUGGUACGGGCAAAACUACAUGUCUUAUCUACAGACUGUGGGAAAGAUAUCAAACUCGACGAACGCAAACUCAAGCCAAGAAGUUUCUCCGUCAGAUAUUCAUAUCAAAAAAUCCAGUAUUUGUCAAACGAGUUGAAAAUUACUUUGGCAAGUUGUCUUUAGGAUCUGGGAUUGCUCGAGAAAAAGUCAAAGAAACGAGUCUACAAAAGAUUCAUUCCGACAAGUUUCCCCUCUUCCUCACGGCAAGGGAAUACUUUGCAAUGUUAGAAGCGGCUACAGCUAGUUCGAGUGAUUCUGCAGAGAAAUGCACUACUGCAAAGUCGUUUAAGAGACAACAGUCAUACGAUGAAGAGAAAGGUAUAACUGUUGAAGAUCUGCCCCCUGAACGACGAUGUGAUGAACUAGACUGGUUGACAGACGGAAUGGACGAUGUAGAAGCAGACGACAACGACCUCGAUGAGACAAUUAACGAUCUGGAAACUAACAGUGAAACAUGGGCUUCAGAAGGAGAGAUUACAUAUUCUACAUUCAAUACUAAAAUGUGGAAUACCUUGAUAAAACGUGCGAAAGUUCAAGACAAUAAGACGUUGCGUCCUUCUCUAGUUUGGAAAGAAAUCAAGUCUUUUAUAAAAGGAACUUGGCAAGCUGUACUCAACGAGGACGGUUACUUGACUGAAGAAGAAUACGUCAAGAAAAUAGGAAAGAAACAAGCUCCUGACUUUGCAGACCAAGACCGACGGCAAAUAUACGAAAUGGCACAAACAUACAAAGAGCUACUUAAUCAAAAUCGUGAAAAUGAUGAGUGUGAUAGAGUGCGGACUCUCUGUAACCGAUUUCUCUAUUUACAAGGAAGGGAUUUGCUUCCUAUUUUAGGCGCUGUCGACGAAAUAUAUGUUGACGAAGUGCAAGACUUCACUCAAGCUGAAAUCGCACUUUUGACUCUUUCAUGUCGUCGCCCACAAAACAUGUUUUUGACGGGCGAUACAGCUCAAGCUGUUACGAAAGGAAUCAGCUUUCGUUUUGAAGAUUUGCGGCAACUCUUCCUCCAACUACCGCUGAAAACUCGGCUUCAGCCGAAGCCAGCAUACCAACUAACAGAAAACUAUCGUUCUCAUUCCGGCAUUUUAAAACUUGCAGCAAGUAUUAUCGAAAUUCUAGAGCAACGGUUUUCUCCUUACUUUGAUCACAAACUUCCAAAAGACGAAGGACGUUUUGAUGGUCCUAAGCCGAUAUUUCUUGAAAAAUUCAAACCAUCUCAGAUGGCCGAGGUUGUACAAACUCCCAGAAAAGAAGGCAAACGCGUGGAAUUCGGAGCAUACCAAGCGAUUAUUGUGCGAUCUGGAGAGGCACGAGGGAACUUACCAAAUGAUUUGAAGUUGGGUCUAUGUCUCACUAUAUUCGAGGCUAAAGGAUUAGAGUUUCAGGAUGUUCUGCUAUACAACUUUUUCAAUGAUUCGGAGGCUACCCUACAAGAUUGGAAAAUGGUCAAGACCCUGGCUGAGAAGUCUGAGGGUACGGACAAGGAUUGGUGCACACUCGAAAAGCGAGGAGCCAACUGUCGGGUUUUGUGCUCAGAGCUCAAGCAGCUCUACACGGCCGUCACUCGUGCUCGCCGAAAAAUAUGGAUUUAUGAUGAUGACACAAGAAAAAGAAGUCAGAUGGCAGCGUAUUUCUGUCGUCGUGAAGAGUUGGUCGAUAAAAUCGAAAACCCGUCGGACAAUCUAGAAGUAUUGAGCAAGCAAUUCGCUCAACCUUCUGACGAAGCCAAAUGGGAAGAAUGGGGUCAGGAAUUUGAAGAUGACAGACGCUGGAAUUUAGCCAUAAUGUGCUACGAAAAAGCUGGUGACGGUGCGCACAAAAAGGUGCAAUUCUGCAAAGCCCACUUGACGGUUGCUCGUUGGAGAAAGAGUCGUGCACACGACAGAGACAAACGUCACCAUGAACUCGAUGAAGCAGUUCAAACCUUUCAAUCAUUACGCCAUCACGAUCUGGCCGCAAAAGUUUAUUGUCUAGCUCGCAAAUUUGCCAAGGCAGCAGAAAUUCUAGAUGCCGCUGGCAAGGGAGAUAGAGCAAUUGCUCUAUACAAAAAAGCCCGUGAUGCAGAACGUAAGGGAACCUCGCAUGAUCAAGUCACGGACGCUUUACUGGUAUGUUGUAAAAAAUACAACAAUUGGGAGAUACUAGUUUCAAUUCUGAGAGAAGAGAGCAAAUUUGAAGAAGCCAUUGAAGAAGUGAGAAGAUACAAUAGAAGUAUUAUUGCAGAAAACCAGCGGGUAAAAGAUGUUAGACCUCCAAGUGUAAGUAUUGAAAAGUUGGCGUUUGACGCAGCCUGCCACUACCAUCGAACUGACAACACGGACAGGUUCAUUCACGUGGCUAAACUCCUUUCUCACGCAUCUCUACAACAAUUCGUUCAAGAUAUGCAACAAAAAGAAAACGUCAGCUAUAAGACAUUUGGGCUUCUGCAAGAAGCAGGCAAAUUAUCUCUUAUAGACGCAGCUAAACUAUAUUAUCGAUCUGGAAAGCUUGAACAAGCUGUUUUAGUUUCUGAACACUGUCAUGAAAAGACAGAUCGUGAAUUUGUAGCUCACUGCAAGAGCUGUCUCACAAGCAGACAAAUAAAAGAGUAUGUGUCUCAGAGUAAAUCGAACACAUCAACUAUUGCCGAAGUUCUCGAUGAGGGACAACUACUGGUUCUAGCAAAAAAAUAUUCCGAAGAAAAUCUUUCUGAUGGAGAAAUUGAUACAAACUUUCUUCUAUUUCGUUUGACGAAAAACACCAAGUAUUUGUUUGAAGCAUACAAGCUCUCUGUCAAGUGUAAGAAUAUAGUAGGCGAAGCGUUGUCGAUUCACCUCUUACGCAGGCGAGAUCUCGACCCUUCAGCAGGUGUCAGCAUCAUGAACACUCUGCAAACAGUGCAACGUUUAUGCACUUUUUGCGAAAGUCUGAAACGCACUAUCGCCACCGGAAUGUAUGAUAGAGAUAUAAAACUGUUUGAAAGACAAUUGAACUUUCUCGGUGUUUUUCUGGACAAAUACGUUCUUGAGAAGGCCGAUGCUAGGUUAUGGUUUCCCACGGGAGUUGAAGUCAUCCAUCUUUGGGAACUGCCUGGCGCACAUCGCCUGAAAUCAAAAUCAAAGAGACAACUUCCUGUAGAAUGCAACAAAGUAUUCUUGGUGAUAAUCGAAGCACUCUUACAAAUGGCUUGUGAUGUCAUGGUAAGCACCACAGACGUGGCAGAGAGUCAGUCUGUUGGUACGAGUGCAAGUGCCGUCGUCGGAAUCAUGCACGAAAUUAACAGUCUUGUUGACGCAACGUGGUGUCCAGAAUUUCUAGUAGGAGCAAAAUGCGCUCACGAGGUCCACGACACAUCUAUCAAGAAAGAAGAUUCGGUUUCGGUGACUAUACACUUUAUCAACGCAUUAGAUAGCCUUAUCAACCUUGCAACAAAUUGGAAGACUGAAAAGAAGCAGCAAAUUUUUUUGAUUCAAAUAAUGAACAAGCUGCAAACAAUCCUUAGAGGUGCGGUUAAAAAUGUGAUCAAACUUUGCUAUCCAGGAUUACACUGCAAACUCGGUGGAUCCGAAAAUCGAGCAAUGAUUCAAUGGGCCAAAAAACUUGAUGACGGGACAAUGCGCACCCUGGGCUACCGCACAACAUCACAAGCACAAUUAAGUUUUAGCACCAUUGAUUUGUUUAACGUUUGGCGAGCGCACUGUCUAGCUGGAAAGAAACCACAGCUAGAGUUUAAGAACUGGUUGAAGAAAGCUCAAAAUACAUUUUUUCGGAAUCGACCAAUCAGCGACAACCAUAACGAGUGGCUACAAGUGGAGUUGUCCAAGUCACUAGUUCAGUUUCAAUUCCGGGGUCCGGAGAAUGGUCAAUCCAAACACUGUUUUGCUCUGUGGUUGUGGAUUGAGUUUAUAGUUGACGUGUAUUGGGAUCAAGACUUUACUUCAGCUUUACAGGCACUAUUUUACUUAGUCUCGUUUGAAUUAAGACUUGAUGGUGUCAAAAUUGAGCAAGAAAGGUCGGACAAUAUUUUGAUGCUUACAGAAAUUGGUGUAGCUGUAGCACUUCUUGUACUCUCAAAAACUGGAAAAGCCGUCGUCAUUCCUUCACCAUUAGUUGCAGGAUACAUGGUUUUGGAUGCAGCAGUCAAUUCCAACAAUAAAGGACAUCAACUUCGAAUGGAAGAAUCUGUGCAGAAACUUUCAUUAGAUAUUAAUACAGUGUUGUGGGCGAGACAUUUCCUUUUGCUAGCUGCCAUGGUUGUGAUGAAGUAUUUAGAGGACAAACAGCAAGCUACAACUGAUGACGUAUCCUCUGCUUGCGACGCCAGGUCUGUAAGACGUCUGGUAAUCGUACUCACUCUCAUGUGCAACUCAGACAGUGGAAGUACCUUGAGGCGGCGGUGCAAGUCAAUGUUGUGUGGCAGCAUGAAACAUUGGUUGUCGGAAAGAGCAAAUUACACUACAGCGUCAGGACGAGAGGUUCACACCGCUACACAGGCAAUGGCAUGUCUUAGAGAGGUUCUGUCUCGUUAUCAACCAGAACAGUGGCUGUAUUGCGCUGACUGGAGUCCACAAAGCAGAUACCUUUUACGCCGUCUGACGAAACCUUCAGACUAUCAGUUACUCUCCCCAUUGUUGGAGACACAAAGGUUAGGAUUAACAUUUCCCGAAGAAUUUCCUACGACUGAGAAACUUAGAACUAUCAGCUUUCCCUACAUUUCGUCGCUAAACCUUCCCCAGUUAAGGGAAAACUAUGUAUCAACUUGUGCAACACAAUUCGCGCUUAGACAACGACAUGGCAGUGACGAUUAUUCCCCGCGUCAACAGAAAACGAAAUUUUCAGCUGAUCGAACUCAAUCGCUUCCUCCAAGGCAUAUGAGGCCUAUUCAAGAUAGAAAAUCAGAUGCUUCUAACAACCAGUCGUCGGAUAUCUGCGAAUUAGCGCAGGAACCAAGUGGGAUUCAAAGCACCAACGUGGAAGAUACCGGUAACGACCCGACCAACAGAUUAAAAAUUUUCACAGAAACAAAGUCAGCAAACAACCUUUGUAGAAAGGACACAGUUUCGAGUGCUUCGAUAGAGCACGACAAAGAAAUGUCUGUUGAUAUUGAAGGACACGAAGCUCGUUUUUCAAAAUGGUUGCAAGCGGGACCAUUCACAAUAGAUAAAUCAGGAGGAGAGAUAGUCAGUCCGGGAACUGAUAACUAUGUUAGAUUUCCUCCCGACGCUGUUAGUGAAGGAGAAUCUAUUCAAGUCUCGUAUGCACAGUUUCGUUUAAACAAUUGCUGGCAAAGUGAUGAUGGUUGUUUGCUUGAUAUGAUUCAACUACUUCCUCAUGAUGCCAAGUUUCAUAAGCGCGUUGACGUCUUCAUAAGACAUCAUGUAAUAAUCGACGAGUCUUGUGAAGUCAUAGUGAUGAGAUCUACAGUACAAGCUGACCAACCUCGUAGCUGGCAUACUAUUGCACACCUCUCAGUUAAGGACAGAUCAGCGAGCGUUCGUCAGUCCGAGGAAGACGAUGACACGCUCGUCGUAUGGCUAGAAGAAAACUACGUAGGUAUUACGUCCAAGCAUUUCUGCGAAGAUUGUGUUGUAGUUAAAGGAAAAAUGAAACUUGCUGUCCAGUGCUACCAACUGCUAGCACGUAAACCGGAAUCUAAUAGAUUCAGAGCACGACUUUGUCUUUCUUGUCCAUCCAAAGAGCGCAUGAAGAGAGUGAAGGAGGACUUCCCCGAAGACUAUCGUGCAGUGCGUAAAGACGUCCAGUACGUGUUAGUGAAAACGGACAAACGUGCUUCACUGUUCAUAACACUAGAAAGGUACACUGACGGAUGGAAACUAAUGCAAGAAGAUAAGGCUCAAAUUACAGUAGUACAUGACGAUAUCGAGAAUUACGCACAAAACGAACAGCUACCCCAGCAAUGGACCUUGUGGUUUGACAAAAGCAAAAAGAGUUCUGAUUCUAAUCAUUUUGAGAUGUCCAUACGUUUCUCCAGUGUGGGAGUUGAAGACGUAAGUAUUGAUGUAUGCGGCACUAGCGCUAGCCCUGAUGACGGCGACGCCCUACUCCAAGCUAACGACGACGGAGUAUCGCUCAAUGAGACAUCAGUCGACAUUUCAAUGAUAAGAUUGAUUCGAAAACUCUAUUGUAAAGUAUCUCAUAAAUGGAAGGCUAUAGCUCGUGCCUUGCCAGGUUCUCAAGCCGUAGGCUUGCAAGACUACGAAAUUGAAAAAAUUGCUAAGUACCACAAGGACGACUCUGAUGAAUGUUGUUACCAAGCUCUGACACAGUGGAUGAGAAAGCAUGAAGACAUAGCUACUCCGGAGAAGUUAUCUAUCGCUUUGCUGGAGGUAGAUCACGAGCUGGCUAGCGCUGCUAUCGAAGUCUUACCAGAAUUGGCCCGGAAGAACGAGAGUGCCAGACGACAAUGA
Corticium candelabrum is the source of this 9264-nucleotide messenger RNA. RefSeq lists its product as uncharacterized. The coding region runs from base 1 to 9264 and encodes 3087 amino acids. NCBI's taxonomy places the organism in Eukaryota, Metazoa, Porifera, Homoscleromorpha, Homosclerophorida, Plakinidae. Gene Ontology annotation, molecular function: ATP binding. The record is from RefSeq and is a predicted model, not a curated record. The transcript is spliced from 9 exons.